CGCAUGCUGAACCCGAAGGCUGAAACGGCGUUGUGUUGUUUAUUGAUCUGUUGUCGGUAGGUUGCAUUGGAUAUCUCGUUCGCAAUAUUUUCCCAAAAUGAACGAAGGAAUGUGGCGCAGGAUGGAGGCUGGCCCCUAUGCUGACGACCAGCAGCAGUAUUAUGAUCAACCAACACAGGAAGCUCCCAUGGAUGGUGUUGAGCCACCAGCAGCAGAUGGCGACUCUGAUAAUCCCAAGAGGAAGCUCAAGCACUGGGAGAAAAUUGGACGUGAGUUUUGUCUUGGACCCGACGGACGACCCAUCAAGCGCAAGCCCAACCCUGCUAAACGCAACGCCCUCUUCCGUAAAGCCCUCCAGCCCAAGAGCUCCAUUAUGUGUCUCAAUGAGCUGCAGGCUGGCCUCAAGUAUAUCACUGAGCCUGUGGCCACCAUUGGCAACUUCUGCGUGUCAGUUGAGGUUAAUGGCCAGACAUUCCGCGGCUAUGGCUCGACCAAAGACCUCGCCAAGCAGGCGGCGGCUGAGGCUGCUCUCGUAAGCUUCGUUAAGCCACCGCCGCCAAAACCCACCGCGGGGGAGCCCACCAGCCUCGAGGAAGACACGACCCCCUGGCGCACCCUCGCCUCCUUCGCCAUGUACAAACUUUUCAUGGACUGGCGGGACGGGCGUAUAGGGAUGUGCCAGCCCGGGCUACAGAACAUGCCUGGUGCCCUCAACAUGUGUGCAGGUUUCCCGGUACAGCAGCUGCAGCAGAUGCAGCAGCACCUGCAACCUGCCAUGCAGCAGCAGGGUGAGCAGAGCGGCAGCGUCUUCAGCAAUGUCAGCGCCCACCUCACCCGCGGCCCCUCCAGUGCUGCAGCGCCUGCUGCGCUCGUCAAAAUGGAGCAAGUUCCCCAGCCCUCCGUACUGGACACCGUUGUGGCCCCCAAACCAAUCCGGCCUAAUAAGCAGAACGCGGAGGCGCAGAGGACACAGCACCCUGUGAUGGUCUUGCACCAGCUCUGCCCUGGCAUCCAGUAUACUAACACUGAUGCCAUCGACCCCAACACCGGCAAGAAGGUCUUCACUGUCACCGCCUGCAUCAACGGCCAUGAGUACUCUGAAACUGCGACGGCUAUCAAGAAGGCCAAGUUCCUGCUGGCAAAAACCGCGUUGAAGGACGCCUUUGACGUGGACAACAUUUACGCAGCCUCUUAAAUUCACCCUUCUUUGGGAGGGGAACCGUAGAGGGGUUGAGGGCCUAACUAAAAACUCUUGAUGGCAUUACGGGGCCCUCCUACUGACUUACUUGCAGUAUUUUUGAGGCCUUCGUCAAGAUGGCAAACAAAGCCAACUUUUCGUUGGCUUUAUUUGGACGUCAUUGGUUGAUCGCUUUGGAGACAUUGCCAAGAGUUAUUAGUUCUUCAAUUAUGCCCUGCAGGGAUCUAUCUUGGUAACGCCAUCCAGCAGAAAUUUAACUCGAUCACUAAUUUAACUCAUUGAAUUUCUUCUCCCAUCAUCCCCGUAUGUUAUUAUCUAGUUCAGGUACUGUAGCAUUAGAACAAGUUCUCUAAGUCGCUCUCUUUGGCGUUGAGGAGCAAUUUGGUUUAUGUGUAAGGCAUGAAUAACAAUGUAUUUCUAGUAUAUUUAAGAUAACAGUUUACAGAAAAAAUUGUGUGAAUUAAAAUUUGGGUAGCAGUUGAACGAAUGAGAAUGUUAAGGAGGAGAAGUUAAACACUCGCAGUUCGGGGCUACAGUUUUAUUUUUGACUGACAAUUCUCAUCGAAUCGAAAUAAAUUUGGCCCACGCUGUGUGCUUUUCUC
Messenger RNA from Hyalella azteca, 1800 nucleotides. RefSeq names its product double-stranded RNA-specific editase 1. The record is from RefSeq and is a predicted model, not a curated record. Bases 98 to 1195 code for a protein of 365 amino acids. NCBI's taxonomy places the organism in Eukaryota, Metazoa, Arthropoda, Malacostraca, Amphipoda, Hyalellidae. The transcript has 9 exons.